Messenger RNA from Rosa chinensis, 668 nucleotides. RefSeq names its product actin-depolymerizing factor 1. The record is from RefSeq and is a predicted model, not a curated record. Lineage: Eukaryota; Viridiplantae; Streptophyta; Magnoliopsida; Rosales; Rosaceae. The transcript is spliced from 3 exons. Gene Ontology annotation, molecular function: actin filament binding. Gene Ontology annotation, biological process: actin filament depolymerization. The coding region runs from base 59 to 478 and encodes 139 amino acids. Gene Ontology annotation, cellular component: cytoplasm; actin cytoskeleton.
CCCUCUCUCUCUCUCUCUCUACACCCUAAAAUUCUCUGCAACAUUUUUCUCUGCAAAAAUGGCAAACGCAGCAUCUGGGAUGGCUGUGCAUGAUGACUGCAAGUUGAAGUUCUUAGACUUGAAGGCAAAACGAACUUACCGCUUCAUAGUUUACAAGAUUGAGGAGAAGCAAAAGCAGGUUGUGGUGGAAAAGCUUGGUGAACCAAGUCAGAGCUAUGAGGAUUUCUCUGCCUGCCUCCCUGCUGAUGAAUGCCGAUACGCUGUCUAUGACUUUGAUUAUGUGACAGAAGAGAACUGCCAGAAGAGCCGCAUUAUUUUCAUUGCUUGGUCCCCUGACAUAUCAAGGGUGAGAAGCAAGAUGAUUUAUGCCAGUUCAAAGGACAGGUUCAAGAGAGAGUUGGAUGGCAUUCAGGUUGAGUUGCAAGCUACUGACCCUACUGAGAUGGGGCUUGAUGUGAUUAGAAGCCGCGCUAAUUAAAUUAAAGCAUUGGCAAUGCAAUUUGGAGGGUCCUCUACACCAUCUGGUCUAUUAUGCGACAUGUUUAUAGCCUAUGGACAUGGAUUGUCUUUACUAUUGUAUUCGGUUGGUGACAUAAUUUGUAAUCUGUGGAUGAUUGGUACCUCAUUUUGGUGUGAAAUACAUACUUAUGGCCAAUUUCCCAAUUGCA